Molecule: messenger RNA, 4911 nt
Organism: Mizuhopecten yessoensis (Yesso scallop)
Lineage: Eukaryota; Metazoa; Mollusca; Bivalvia; Pectinida; Pectinidae
Product: mucin-22-like
Exons: 7
Coding region: 256-4908 (1550 amino acids)
Source: RefSeq, a predicted model, not a curated record
AUAAGAGGACCGAUCCGCUGGUGUUUUAUGCGUGUUACAUGUCAAUUGCCAUCAGCGCCAUAAUGCAUCAUUGACAUUUAAUGUCCAUAGGACAAUAAGAAUGACAUUCCAUCGGCUAACUAUGGACACUGGGCACUGGUCAACUGCUGGUCACUCAUAGACGCCAUGAUCUGUAUGUAUUAACUGGUACUGUUUGGACCGAUUUGGGUCCGGAAAUAGUUUUUUCGUUGUUAGGUGAAUUUUGUUGUGCGGCACAUGGAUAACUGGACAAGCCGACCUCAAGAUAAGAGGACAUCGCCCUUCAUUUUGAAGUGGCAUAACAUCUACCAUUGGCCACGUCUGACUGGACUUGCGAACCGUGACCGCAGUAGUGUAGAAGAGGCCCAGAUGGCUACGUACGAGAGCCCCUACACGGCGGAGAACCCAGCCUCGUUCUACCACUACUCUCUACAUCCGGAUGACCUUGCUACCAGGAGGAGCAUCAGUGUCUACUCACUCAAGGACCCAGAUAGAAAGAAAAAAAGCAGCCGAUUUCCACAAUGUCGGGUCUGCUUUGCGACGAUGCUCCUUGUCAGUCUCGGUGUAGCAAUUGCGGUUGCCGUGACUCUGGCAAUUAUGUUGUCAAAUCCUCAUCCAAAGUUUUACCGGACAAAAAGUGCAGAUAACACAACCCUCAGUAAGGACUUUCUGAAAGAAAAAGAAGUGGAUUUCGGCACUGACAUAUGUCAAUUGAUGAGUGCCAUGUUUGAUCUCCGAGACAGUUCGCACCAGUCGAGGAAGGUCACUGACUGUAAUGUGUUUCUGGCAGACAGUCCCGGGAAUAUGGUGAUCAAUAUAAAACUAAAAGUGGACGAGACAUUCAUCAAGUCAGAUUCGAACAAGGUAAAAGCGAUGUUGGUAGCGAAUGCAUUCGUCCUCAGUUCGAAUUAUUCUGGAGAAAAACUGGUCAUCUCUGUACCUUCUAACAAAACCGACAAAUCAUCUGCGAUAUCCGAUGUUCUUACACCAUCAACAACGGGAUCCGAUGUUUUUACAUCAUCGACUACAAGAUCCGAUGUUCUUAAGCCAUCAACGGGGUCCGAUGUUCUUACGCCACCAACAACGGGAUCUCAUGAUUUUGCACCAUCGACAGCGGGGUCCGAUGUUCUAACGCCAUCAACAACGGGGUCCGAUGGUUUUACACCGUCAAAAGCGGGGUCCGAUGUGUUUACAUCGUCAACAACUGGAUCCAAUGUUCUUACGCAAUCAACAGCGGGGUCCGGUGUUUUUGCAUCAUCGACUACACUAUUCGAUGAUCUUACGUUAUCAACAACAGUGUCCGAUGUUCUUACACCAUCAACGGGGUCCGAUGUUCUUACACCAUCAACUACGGGAUCUGAUGUUUUUGCACCGUCAACAACGGGGUCCGAUGUUCUUACGCCAUCAACAACGGGGUCCAAUUUUCUAACACCAUUAACAACAGGACCCGAUGUUCUUACUACAUCAACUACGGGAUUCGAUGUUUUUACAUCAUCGAUUACAGGAUUGUCAGAGUUCCUGUCACAGUCGAGUUCUGUUGCAGCAGAUGCAUCUUCUGAAUCUACGUAUACUGCUAUGUUAGUAUCAAACUUUAUGUCAGAUGAUCUUGAUGGUACAUUUAGAGUUUCUGCUAGUUCUCGGGAUGUCUCGUCAUCAGCGUUUGUGUUAUUCAGUGAUGAAAGCAAGGCUUCGGGGAAUACCAUUUCGAUUCAGGAAAGUAUACAACUUCCAAUAGGCGAUGUGGCGUCUAGCACAUCAUUGUCUGCUGCGGUACGUAUUUCCCCAUCUGCUGCUUUGUCGUAUCAGAAUGUUGAAUUGACGUCUACUCAUGAUAAGCUCAGCAGUAUUAUAUCUCAUCCACUUAGUCAGAUAUCACCUGACAGAUCAGAACCUGCGCGAUUCAUUACUACAAGUGUUUUAAGUUCCGAAUCUGUUUUAAGUACUAUGAGCGUUCCGAAUUUGGAAUCGUCGGAGCAAUAUAUAACACCUACUGCCACCAUACAACAUGUGUCAAGUGUAGCUAUGUCGUCACUUCCGGGCCAUACUACAAGAUAUAACCGACACGAUACGUCAUCGGUGAUAUCCUCCGAAUACGGAUCAUAUAACGAGGAUAUGACAUCAUAUGCGCGGGUACCUACUGUGUCCUUAUAUGCAUCAGAUAUGUCUAUGACACAAUUAGGAGAUUCCCCUCCGUCAGGAACUUCACCAAAGGCAAGUGAUUCGGCAAUAAUUCCGGGAGAAAAAUUAAAAACAUCAGUAACACCUGGUCUGGAAUUAACUGCUAUGACAACUGAAGCAUCACAAGCCCCACACGAUGUUUCUUCAUCGGAAUUAAUUUCAAGACACGACCUACAAUCAUCAUUGUCCGGUGUGUCUUUUUCGUCAGCUGUAAAGAGUCUCCGAGUUCACUCUGUCGCUUCUCAGCAUGCGUCCCCCUCUUAUAUAGCUUCGUUCGUUGUAUCAGACGUUGCAUCAGCUAGUUACACAUAUCUACCAGACUCAGGAUCUGCAAGUGCAAACAUAUUUUCUGGCGAUAGUGCUGUCCAGACUGAAUUGCCUACUCCAGUACUUUAUCCUUCUGUUGUGGUCGAUAGUGCUGAUAUAACAACACUGGAACCAGACAAAUCCUCACAGAGGAUGACAGUUUCGGCAACAAUAAGAGUACCAGCGUUACAACCUCCGAAAGCACGAUGGUUAGAUACAACCAUGUUCAUGUCAGAAGUCGCCGUGGACAACAACUCGUCUUCUAUGGCGGAGUUACCAAUGCUGAAUAAUGACACGGACGCGUCGUCCAAUAUAACAGUACCAGAGAUAAGGAAGAACUUAACACUGGAGACGUCCACGUCACAGGCCACGGUUCCAGAGCUUUGGAACAGAACAGAUUCCAUGGAAGACAACAUAAAACCAGUUAUUGUUCCUUUGUUACAAUCCGCGGUGGGGACGCCACUAUUAAGCACAACUCAAAAUCCUACUACCACUGCACAGGACGUUGGAAGGGCGAUUUUUGAAUCAGACAUAUCAAACAGGGCAAUGGGGACGGCUAACCCUCAGGACUUCUGGGACAAUAUAUUAAAGAUGGUGCAAUAUACUUCAACAAAGAAACCAAAGACCCAGGAUUCCGAAUUAUCAACACUAUAUAAAAACCUGACAUCUGAUUCCAAAACAUUAUCUACUGUUGAUGAAGGCAUUUCGUCAGUGACAGAUAGCGUGGUGUCUGACAAAGUAUCAGCAUCCUCUACGAUUUCUAAUUUCAAUACAGCUUCUUCGUCUGUAACUAAAUUAAGUGAUAACUCAUCUUCUUUGGUUAAUUCACUGAAACCGUCAGAGAGUGAUAUUCUAGAACCCAGAUCAUCCACAUUGUUGUUAUCUGAAAUAUCUGCACGCUCAACCCCUUUACCAUAUAUAAGAGCCACACCAGUUCUAACGGCAGAACCAGGGUUGAUGUCGUCUAUCGAACAGAGUGUUAUAACUGAAAAACCUAUUAUGGAUAAUUCUACCUCUAAAGAAUAUAGACAAUUCACCUCUUCUAUUGGCAACGGCAGGUCUUUGUUAUCAUCCGACUUUGGAAAUCCUAGAAUGGACAAUCUGUUGUCAACUACGCAAGAUGCUUCAGUCAUAUUAUUCUCGUCUGCGCAAACUGCAUCGCCGCCCAGCUCUACAGUAACUCUCACGGAGGAUUAUGCAUUUUAUGAUCUUAUUCCAGUCAGUUUAGUGACCUCUCCACCAGGAUCAACUAGUGUAUUGUCUGGCAGUAUUGUAUCAUCGAGCGACAUUCAUUCAACACGUUCAUCACCCCACCAACAGGGUACAGAUGAUAUGGACUUUUACGAUCUAAUGCCAGUGAGUGAUAUAGCAUUGUCAGUUGAAAUAAGUUCCAGCAAAAUAAAAUCUGUCAAGAUAACAGACGAUCUUUUACCUACAGGUACAAUAAAAUCUGCAGAGGUUUCUAGUGCGUUCCGCAGUACAGCGACACAAAGUGCGCCAACAGUAGAUGCUAGCCUAACAACAGGCAUAGAGGCACCAGCCACACUUACAUUAGAUCCUAUCCCAUCUUCAAGUAUAAAGACAUCAUCCACAAUAAUAUUAGCUGAUAAUCAAUCAUUGAAUAUGGAAGCAUCAACGGUAGAUGCUACUUUAUAUGUGGUUAUGAAGGCUUCAGUCACACCAACAGUAGACGUUAGCCCAUCGUCAAGCGUAGAGACACCAUCAACCGACUUUUAUUCUAGUUCAGUGUAUAGAACCGAGUCGUCCGGCCUAGACAUUGAUAUAAGUACCAGUGCAUCUGCGAUUAUUUCGACACCAAUUGAAGUCACACCGUCUCUUGCGACAGUUUCAAAUGAACUGUUCGGAGAUACCUUGUCCUUAAAGGUUGAGUCACACACAUCUGUCAGUGGUUCGUCGUCAUUACUCAGUGUACAGAAAUCAUCGUCGGAAAUCAAGGCUACUACGUCGCUGAGAGACGCCAUUGCAAGCACCACGACGGAACCUCCGCCAAGCAUGCCAGCUGUUUUCAAUGUAGGAUCUGAGUUUGGGAACAAAUUGUUUUUCGCAAAUGAUUUUUCAAAAAUGGAUUUCACCAGAACUGAUACUGAAAGUAACGACAAAUCUGUACCAUCAUCACUGUUCAAUACUGUGCCAAUGAUACCAAGGGUGACAACCCCAAGUAUACCACGUGUCAGAGUUCCAAACCUAUUUCAAGGGGAAGCAAAUCCGUUUCAAACCGUCCCGACGACUCCCGAACCUCCCGUAACUAAACCUAAGGUCAUACCGCCGACCCCCGAAGAUCAGAAGACCUCUUCUUCGUCAUCAGGACAGUUUCUUUUUGACUUUGGCAGUUUGGGGUCAAAUUUCGGAGGCAGUCUUGGUCUGGGUAAUAUAAACUUUAACUAAUAU